AUGCAGCUGACUGCUAGGAUCGCCAGGCCUGCUGCCUGUGUUCCUGCUCCGCCAUCUCAUGAGAAGGCAAAAGCUUGCACCUUCCUGAGGCAUCACAUUCACCUAGACCUGAAGAUGGAGUAUCUGGAGAUGAAAGACCCUCUGGUGCUGUGGUUGAAGCUUCAGGAGCCUUUUGGCAAGCAGAAGACGGUGCUCCUCCCACAAGCUAGGCAUGAUUGGGCCCAACUUCGUUUUGUCGACUUCAAGACCGUCGAGGCAUAUAACUCUGCGAUGCACCAUGUCAUGGCUCAGCUUCGCUUAUGUGGCCAAGUUGUCACUGAGCUCGAGAUGAUUGAGAAGUCUCUUGAGACUUUCCACCCCACCAACAUGGUACUCCAGCAGCAGUAUCGUAAUAACAAGUACAUAAAGUACUAUGAUCUCAUCAACGUGUUGCUUACUGCUAAGGCUCAUAAUGAGCUAUUGAUGAAGAACUUCAACAUGCGUCCUGCUGGAACACAGAAACAAGGGCGCAGAGCAUCAUGGUCAUCAGGGGUCAAAAGGGGGAAGUUUAAGAAGCAUAUGAACGGAGGCCAGAAGUCCAAUGGCAAUGGCAAAGGCAAGUCUCUGCAGGGCUCCAAAGGCAAUGCAAAUGGGGCGAAGCACUCAAAUGAGGAUUGUUUUCGCUGUGGAUCAAAGAAACAUUGGUCCUGCACCAGCACUGCUGAACCACACUUGAUUGGGCUAUAUCGAGAGUGGAAGAAACGCCAAAACCCGGAGGCACACUUUGUCCAAGCGGCUAUAGAUGCCAAUACAGGAUUACACCUCCUGGAGCCAUCGGUUCCUCCUAAGCAGAUUGAUACAGCAGCUAUGGAUGUCGAUCCUAGUGCUGUGAGCGAUGCCACCGCUGGAGAGGAAGAUACCCAAAUGGGCAAUGAUGACUACGACCUUGAGGAUGAGGAUCUCCUUGAUCUGUAG
Messenger RNA from Panicum hallii, 954 nucleotides. RefSeq lists its product as uncharacterized. The transcript is spliced from 2 exons. NCBI's taxonomy places the organism in Eukaryota, Viridiplantae, Streptophyta, Magnoliopsida, Poales, Poaceae. The coding region runs from base 1 to 954 and encodes 317 amino acids. The record is from RefSeq and is a predicted model, not a curated record.